Messenger RNA from Amphimedon queenslandica, 618 nucleotides. RefSeq lists its product as uncharacterized. The record is from RefSeq and is a predicted model, not a curated record. Lineage: Eukaryota; Metazoa; Porifera; Demospongiae; Haplosclerida; Niphatidae. The transcript is spliced from 5 exons. The coding region runs from base 1 to 594 and encodes 197 amino acids.
AUGGCCACUAGUCAACCUUGUUUAGGUUCUGCAAUUGGUGUCAAUGACUUAAUUGAUGUUCUUGAUUUAUUAAAGAGAUGUGGCUUUCCAGAAACAAGAUGGUAUGAGCUUGGCCUGAGACUAGGACUACUAAAGAAGACACUGGACGUCGUAGAAAAGAAUCAUCCUCAUGAUGUAUCUAGGUGUAUGACAGAGUGCCUCUCCCAAUGGUUAGCUGAGAAGUUAAAACAUGAUGUUCUUAUUAAUAUUUUCAAUAAUCGUCAUACUGUCCUGUCUCAGUCUCUUUGUGAUUCUGUUAGUAUUGCUUGGUUACUUUAUGCUGAACAUAUGUUAGCACAAGAAGCAGUUAGCAGAGUGGUGUCAGCUAGUCCCUCUAUUUCUAAUCAACGUGAGGCUCUAUUAACUGCUGUCAAAGAAGCUGUUCAAACUGAUCCCAACAGUUUACAUACAUUUGCUAAUAUAUUAUGUACAAUGAGUACUAAUGUAUCACUAGGACAAGAUAUACUGGAUGAUAUUAGUAAAUAUUUUCCUACUCCUGAAGUGGGUCUGGUUCCUGAGACUAUUGAUAUGGUUCCAGAAGGUAAUAAUUUUUAAGGAAAUGAUGAUACAUUCAUUAAU